GCAGUGCCGAUACAGUGAAUCUGCUGCUGUUUGUAUGAAGAGAACAUGUGUCCACGUCUAGUCUUUGUGAUGGGCAGGAGGCAGGGAAGGAGCGAAAGGGUUGAUAAAUUCCGUGGCUUUAGCGUGGGUGGGUGGCUUUCUCCACGUCGUGAAUUGGCAAUCGCGUUCGGUCGCGUCGUUCACCGUUCACCGUCGUCAGCUCGUCGAGAACGAGUCUCACCAUCUUCGUCCAACAUACCGAUCCAUGUCAGUCAUGGAAGAGCAUACGAACGAGACACUCGGACAGAGGGACUCGUCUGAGCCCGAGUCUCCAUAUGCAGCGCAAGCCGAAACCGAAGCCUCGCUGGUAUUGAAGGCGACGGCCAAUAGCUAUCCUUUCCUGGUCCACUCGACCGAUACUCUGGCCAACAAUCGCCCUCCCAAUGUCGACAACAAGCCGUUGGCUCGCCAGAAGCGGAGAAGGACAAGUCCUGAUGACCAGAAAAUACUCGAGGAGGCCUAUGCAAAAAACUCCAAGCCAGACAAGGCCACUCGCAUGGACAUUGUGAGUCGCGUCGCGUUGGGAGAAAAGGAAGUCCAGAUUUGGUUCCAGAACCGUCGCCAGAGCUCGCGUAGAAAGUCGAAGCCAUUGGAUCCUCGCGAGAUGGCCCAUUUCCAGCCCUCGUUCUCCUCUCCGCUCGACACUCAGACAACAGAUCCCCUCGAAGACACGUCGAUAAUCCAGGAUGACGCGACUCAGACUGCCGAUGCACACUCAAUACCACACGAGAGGAGUGCUCCUUCUGCCACCCAGAACGCUUCCACGUCCUUCGUCGAAGUACCCAGUUCGCAGCCCGAAGGCGCAUCUCAGGACGCGGCAUCAAAAGCAGGUUACUUGUCUAACAGACGUAACAAUGCUUCCUUCACUGCCAUGGGCUCUCAGGAAGCACCAACAGAUAGCCAGGAGCCACCGACAAAGCGUCUGAGAAAGUCGGAUUCAAAGAUCCGCUUGUCAAUGACGGCAGAUGGCGUUGCUCGUGUCAUGGAGGGCGACGACCUUACAUCCUCCCCUCCUCGAAAGCUCCCUCCUCCUGUUACCGCUAGCAAUGCUUUUGACGAGCCUGCCAGUCAGUCCAACGACCUGUAUCGUACAAAUAGUCAGAUCAGUCUUUGUGACACGCCGGGCAGCCAGGAUGGCGGCUCCGCUCUUCGACGCAAGCCUAGUGGUCGAUCGCGCGACUCACGCGUGUGGUCCUUCUUCGCUGAUCGUGGUGCUCGUAGUGAGCUCGAGGAUCGUGCCAAACAAGAAGCCAGUGGUGAUGCAGCUGAGGCCAUUUCUCUCCUUCGUCAACAGGAGAAAGAUCGCGCUUGUAAUCCCCUGACUCGUGUACCUUCGUUGAAGCGUCUCAAUCCCCAGACCAUCUCCAAUGAGGAUCGUGCCGUCAAGCGUCUGCGUCAAAGCCAGUCUUUCAACGCACCACCUCCUUCGUCAGCUCCUUCCGCUGUAGCUGCAACACCCUUCCGCCAACCCCUGAUGCAACGCUCUUCUUCAGUACGUAACGUGCAAUCUGCAAACAAACGCACCACACAUCACGAUCCCCUCCUCCUCGCCAAAACACCAAAGCUCAAGCAAACACCUACCUUUGAGAUCUCAGCCACAGACUCAGACAAGGAGAACUGGAGCCCCGGAGAUCGCCCCUCGGCUUUCAUGGACCGUCACUUUUUGCAUCAGAUGGCGACCUCACCCGCCAUGAUGCCGUCUACUGUCAAGCGACCCCGUGCCCACGCAGGCUUUCACGAAACACCUGCCCCUCGCAGUCGCGGCAAGCAUAGUAGAAGCCAAGUCGAGCCUUUGGAGGACGAUGACGAUGACGACGAGGAUGUCAUGCAAUUCAUGAACCAACCCAGUAGUGGUGUCAGAAAGGACAAGGCUCAUCGUGCUCUUGAGAGAGACGAACGUCAGAGUUCGGAAGAGGAGGAUUUGAACUGUGUUGAAGGUUUGCUCAAGUUGAGUCAGGGUAAUUGGGGUGGCAGAUGAUCAUGUGCUGGGACGAUGAUUGAUGUUUUGGAGUCUUACUGUUUCUUUGCUUUUGCUUUUCGUAAUGUGCUGCGUUGCUUGCAUGGAAUCGGCAGAAGAGAUGGAGGCAUUAUGUGGGUGUUUUUGUAGAGUUCUGCUCCGUUUGCUGGUCGUUGCUCUGUUUUUCUCGGUGGUUGACGACCGGACCUCAGUCGGUCAGUCUGGUGUUCAAUGGUGUUGGUCUAUGUCAGAGGGAGAGGUGCAUGUGGAGCGUAGCUAGCUUGACAAAUGUGACGGUGUCUUUUGAUUCAUCGAGAAUUUACAGUGAUGUUGA
Aureobasidium subglaciale EXF-2481 is the source of this 2330-nucleotide messenger RNA. RefSeq lists its product as uncharacterized. The record is from RefSeq and is a predicted model, not a curated record. Lineage: Eukaryota; Fungi; Ascomycota; Dothideomycetes; Dothideales; Saccotheciaceae. The transcript is spliced from 3 exons. The coding region runs from base 245 to 2017 and encodes 590 amino acids. Gene Ontology annotation, molecular function: DNA-binding transcription factor activity, RNA polymerase II-specific; RNA polymerase II cis-regulatory region sequence-specific DNA binding. Gene Ontology annotation, biological process: regulation of transcription by RNA polymerase II; cell differentiation.